AUGGGCCUAAAACGCCUUCUUACCCAGAUUACGAAAGUUACAGAGUCGUUUCUUGAAGAUGACAUUACAGAGAGCAAGUUUUGUGUUAAUGGUGAGGAAGAUGAACAUGAACAGGCCAUGCUAGUGCACCUUGAUAAAAAGAUGGGAAACCCAUUGGCAAGUGAAUCAUUUAAGAAAGUUCAAUGUGCAUAUGAGGCAAGUAUAUCAAUUCUUUCUGAUUCUAUAAAGAAAAGGGACUAUGAUGAUCACUUGAGAAACAAAGAUUCAAAAACUUUGUUUCACAAAUCUGCUAGUUCAUCUCAUCAAGAGACUAUUGUUUCACAAAAACUUUGUUUCACAAUUUUCAGCCCCAUUUUGUGCAGAACUACCCACCCCUACCCCCUACCCACCCCCACCCCACCCUCUCCUGUAGAUACAAACUCCAGUGUUGCACAUCUCUCAAGUGGUGAAUCAGAAUUGGAGUCUUCAGAUGAGGAAAAUGCUAGAGGUAAGAGAAAGUAUAUAAAAUGGGAAUCCAUAGUGGGUCCUACUGUUGACAAAGAUGUAGCACAUGAAGUUGUUGGAUUGAGAGCUGCAACUUUAGGUCACUCUCUCUGGGAAUCAGCAACCUCUAUGCAUAUAAAUUACAGAGGCUGCAAUGGAAAGGGUUCAGAAAAACUGUCACUUCUGAUUACAGAAGCAUAUAGAGAUGCUCAUCAAAAGAGUGUCCAGGCCAUGAAAGCACGAAUGGGCGAUCUUGCACAGAGCUUAGGAAUGCCCCAAGGUUUGGGUGAUCAGUUCAAGCAAUAA
Messenger RNA from Lactuca saligna, 789 nucleotides. The record is from the annotation of a GenBank genome assembly. NCBI's taxonomy places the organism in Eukaryota, Viridiplantae, Streptophyta, Magnoliopsida, Asterales, Asteraceae.